AUGGAUACAAACGGUCCCGCCGCAGUCAUGGGACCGCAAGAAGCUGUAGGCCGUGCCGGUCAUAGUCUCUGUACCCUGAUCGACUGGACCACCAAUAAGACACUACCAGUGACGAUACUACCGGCGACGAAGGACGAAAAAUUGAGUUCGGGGAGGACCUAUCUCAUCGUCGGUAGCAGCGACAUCGCUCGUGUCAUCUGUGAAUGGGUGAUCGAAAGUGGCGCCAAAUACAUUGUCGUGGCAAGUCGGCAUCCUGAUCAUACAGAGGCCCGGCCCCACGGGUUAGGCGCAAAGGGAGCUUUCAGUCCGCAGAAUCUUGGCAUCGCUAUGGGAAGACCAUCUUUCUGA
Didymella exigua CBS 183.55 is the source of this 348-nucleotide messenger RNA. RefSeq lists its product as uncharacterized. Lineage: Eukaryota; Fungi; Ascomycota; Dothideomycetes; Pleosporales; Didymellaceae. The record is from RefSeq and is a predicted model, not a curated record. Bases 1 to 348 code for a protein of 115 amino acids. The transcript has a single exon.